AUGGGCCCGAUCGGUCGUGCGCAUGUUGCCGUUGCCCAUAACCUUGCCGAUUUCAUCAGAGGAAAAGCAGAGCCUCUGGAGCUACUCACCCAGACGGGGAUUCUCAGAGAAUAUUAUGCUGGGUUGCACAAAUUUCGACACGCAAAGCACAUAGUAAGCUUUGUGGAUCUUCUAGCUCACCAAAACCCCGGCAUGGACAUCUUGGAAGUCGGUGGCGGAACUGGUUCUGGAACUUGCAAUAUCGUGAACGCCUUGGCUUCGCGCGGAGAUCGCUCUGGAGGGCCUCUUCGAUGCCAUCGAUAUGAUUUUACAGAUAUUUCAGCAAGCUUUGUGCGUCAGGCAAAGGACUAUUGCUGCCAAUUUGCAUCGCAGAUGACAUUCGGGAUGCUUGACAUCGAGCGGGACUUUGAAGAACAAUACUACCACACCACACGAUACGAUCUUGUCAUAGCAGUCAGUGUGCUCCAUGUUGCCUCGGACUUGCCUGCAACGCUGCGCCGCAUACGAAGAUGCAUGAAGUCCGGUGGCAAGCUCGUCAUGCAGGAAGCUUUCGACGAAACUGGCUGGCUUCCAGGCCACAUCUUUGGGCUUUUCCCUGGAUGGUGGCCGAAUGGGGAUAAGGAACGUCUUUCUCCAAACUUGAUGCCUGACUCUUGGGACAUUCUUCUAAGAAGCAACGGAUUUUCUGGGGUUGAAAUUGUAAGAGAUUCUGAGACAGGAGCAGACUCAGCAUACCAUUUUGGGUGGCUGGUAUCAACAGCGAACGACGAGCCAUCACUGGUGAGACAGCCCGACCAACUCACCACAAGAGUACGCCUCGUCAUUAUGGGGGAUUCUAUGGACCAAACGACGGUCUCGGAUAAGCUCCAAUGUUAUCUGAAGGAUGAGGCCGCCAUGGCCGCGACUACAGUUCACCUAGAGAAUGCGUCCGAUUUGGCUCAUGACGACACGGACACGCUCAACAUUCUUCUGGUGGACUAUGAUCAGUCAUUUCUAGAGUCUUUGAAUUACAGGAAAUGGAAGCUACUUCAGUUACUAGUGAGCAACUCAAGGAAAUUACUCUGGGUCACUGCUGGGGGCGGGCGACAGGGGGCUCCAGAGCACGGGAUGCUUGACGGUCUAGCUCGCACUCUUCGGCUUGAAAAUUAUGGCCUUCAAUUGAUUACAAUUGCUCUAGAAGGUUCCGAAUUUAGCCCCAGGAAGGGCCAGUAUCUGGCAAAGAUAAUUCAGGAAAUGGGCUGCAGGGCUCGCUAUGAGAACUAUGAGCAGGAAUACGUUGAGAUCGAUGGUUUCCUGCACACGCGACGACUCGUUCCGGACACUUAUCUUCAAUCAUUACUAGAACAGGGAUAUGCGCCACAAAUGACUCCCAUUCGGCUUGAUAGCGAUGUGCCGCUGUUAUUAUCGAAGCCAUCGCCAGGUGCAGACUAUUCUCCCUACUUUGUAAGGAGAUCGCUGAUAUCGAAGGAGCUUCGUUCGAAUCGUUUUCAAAGCCACUCAAUUUCAAGUGCAGACGCUUGCUACCUCAUUCCGCAAAUAGCUGUCGCAUAUAAUGCGCUCAUUGAGGUAGGGCGUGUAUGCCUAGAUGAUCACAUUCUUAUUCAAGGCGGUAAUACACUAGUUGGACGGGCUGCUAUGAAAUUGCUUGCAGCGCAUCACAUAAAAAACUUUUGGAUGGUAGUAUCAGAUGAAGACGAGUACAACUGGGCCAUGCGGAACUUCCCAAUUUCGCAACAUCGCAUCAUCCUAAGGACAUGGUUUGAGUGCAAGCCUGUGCUGGUAGAGACCCUCAAGUUCGAUGUUGUAUUUGCCGCUGGUGAAUUUUUGAACUCAGGGCCCUACGUUCAUCACUCAUUCCGUGGAGCACGCUAUAUUGCGGUUCAUGACCCUGUGUCAAUGGACAGGCAUAAAAAGAAAAGCCCUGUUCCGACGCCCCCGCCAGGUAUGACUGCUGUCAUCAUCAAUCCAGUCGAGGUACUACUAUCUCCAGAAAGUAUAGCCUACGCGUGCCGUGAGGACAUGGCACAAAAAGAUGUAAUCCUAAGAUUUGACGGUGCAGAGAUUGUAGAUGCUGCUAGCGAGCCUACAAUGGCUCACAAACUCGAUCCUGAGGCCUCAUACCUUAUUUCUGGUGGAUUCGGUGGCCUUGGCCGAGAGACAGCUCGAUGGAUGUUCAAGCGUGGAGCUCGAUAUCUCAUCCUGCUGUCACGGUCUGGUCCGCAAGGCCUAGAAUCUGCUAAACUAAUAGCAGAUCUACGUAAUGAAGGCGUUCAUGUCGAAACGCCAGAAUGUGAUAUUAGUGAUCGCAGGGCAUUAAGAACAGCACUAAACCAUUGCUCUAAGGGAAUGCCGCAAAUCAAGGGUUGUAUACAAGCGUCUAUGGUGAUGAAGGAAUCUCUAUUCGAAGAGUUGAAAUACGAAGAUUGGCAAGCUGUCACCAACCCAAAAGUGAAAGGGUCCUGGAAUUUACAUUUGGAACUCCCGCGAGGUCUCGACUUUUUGGUCCUCUUGUCUUCAGUGAUGGGAAUUCUCGGCACGGGAAUGCUCUCGAGCUAUAACGCCGCGAAUACAUAUCAGGAUGCCCCCGCCCGUUUUCGAGUUGCCCAAGCUGGCGCCUAUCCAUUUUCCGAUUUCUGCGACAUCUUGGACUAUUUCUGUGAUCCGAAAGCGGAGUUGUCGAACAGUGUAACUUCUUGCCAAACUAUUUGUGGUGUGGCCCGACCAGAGCAUUGGAGCCGGGAAGACGCUGAGCAAUUUACUGUCGGCCAGCCUUUCUGGGGCCAUGUCCGCCAUGCAACGAGUUGGGCAUCCGAAGAUGUUGAAAACGAAGAUAGUCAUACCACUGACACUCGUUCGAAGAAACAGACUCAACGCGACAUCAUUGAUCGGCUCGAAGCUGCGAACUCGCCCACCGAAGCUGUUCACGUUGCGACCAAGUCACUUGCUGAGUACAUGAGUCAUCUACUCGGAGUUCCUGAAGAGUCAGUCGACCCGCUCAGAACUAUAGAAUCAUAUGGCGUAGACUCAUUAUCGAUUAUUAACAUUCGCAAUUGGAUAAGUAAGAUCUUCAGCGUCGAUGUAUCUGUAUUCGAACUAUUACGUACCAUUGAAAGGGCUGCAGCAAUGAUUUCUGAGAGAUACACGCUACGGGCGAAAUCUAAUGAUGUUUCGGCGGGCAUGUAG
Molecule: messenger RNA, 3183 nt
Organism: Neoarthrinium moseri
Lineage: Eukaryota; Fungi; Ascomycota; Sordariomycetes; Amphisphaeriales; Apiosporaceae
Exons: 5
Coding region: 1-3183 (1060 amino acids)
Biological process (GO): secondary metabolite biosynthetic process; fatty acid biosynthetic process
Molecular function (GO): fatty acid synthase activity; phosphopantetheine binding
Source: RefSeq, a predicted model, not a curated record